AUGGAAGCUGUGGCAGUCACAGCUUCCACAAUGCAGCGGGUGGCCAUCUUCCUAGUGUGCCUGCUGAGCUCUGCUCUGGCUCUGCCCACUCCGGCCAGGCUGUGGAGCAAGGGUAACGGCCCCAUCAUUGGAGGAUCCUCUGCCAACAUAGCCAACUACCAGUGGCAACUGUCUUUCCAGUACGGCGGUGGAGCAUCCAGUACAUCUGUGUCUGGAUCUCUACUGGGUACUAGCGCACGAGUAGUGACCCUCGCCAGUGACAACUAUGACCCACCAGGUGGCCUCGCCGUGACGGUGACUGGCUGGGGAGCCACGUACACCGAUGGACUGUCCAUCAGUAGUAUGCUCAAUGUGAACAUCAGCAUAUUGGACCGCAACACGUGCAGGAACACCUUCGCCAACAUCAACACUGUGACCGACCGCAUGGUGUGCGCCGGCCAGGCCGGAAAGAGCGUCUGCAACGGUGACUCUGGUGGUCCCCUGGUCAGCGGAAGCACCCAGGUGGGCAUCAUCUCCUGGGGCAGUUCCAGCUGCGAGGCCACCCCCGGUGUCUUCGCCAACGUCGGCAACCUGCGUUCCUGGAUCCGAUCUGCAUCUGGCGUCUAA
Molecule: messenger RNA, 606 nt
Organism: Schistocerca nitens (vagrant locust)
Lineage: Eukaryota; Metazoa; Arthropoda; Insecta; Orthoptera; Acrididae
Product: trypsin alpha-3-like
Exons: 2
Coding region: 1-606 (201 amino acids)
Biological process (GO): proteolysis
Molecular function (GO): serine-type endopeptidase activity
Source: RefSeq, a predicted model, not a curated record